Messenger RNA from Folsomia candida, 2767 nucleotides. RefSeq names its product thioredoxin reductase 1, cytoplasmic. Gene Ontology annotation, molecular function: thioredoxin-disulfide reductase (NADPH) activity; glutathione-disulfide reductase (NADPH) activity; flavin adenine dinucleotide binding. The transcript is spliced from 11 exons. Bases 302 to 2389 code for a protein of 695 amino acids. The record is from RefSeq and is a predicted model, not a curated record. Gene Ontology annotation, biological process: cellular response to oxidative stress; glutathione metabolic process; cell redox homeostasis. NCBI's taxonomy places the organism in Eukaryota, Metazoa, Arthropoda, Collembola, Entomobryomorpha, Isotomidae. Gene Ontology annotation, cellular component: cytosol; mitochondrion.
UUUCCACUUCACUUUCAGCUCACGCUUGACCUUGUCCACAUCCAAUCCACCAGUGUGGCUGACUGGCUGGCUGUUCUUCUUAAACUCGUCGUGUUUGUUGUUAUCCAGAUCAAGAUAAGGGUAUUGGUUGUGAUAAGGUACUUGGCUGAGUAUACCCCAGACCCAGUGCAACUGGUGACUUCAGUGGCAAAAAGUACUCCCCGGUGACCGGUCGGUACGGGAGAGAAGCUGCGAAAAGGGUGCUAUUAAUAGUCACCUUAAAAAACUGAAAGUCAUCCUAAUCGUCAGAAGACAACACUUGAUGCCAUUCUUGUGGAAACAGCUAUUCAGCAGUAGUUCAAUAAUUACACGCAGUAUUCACCAGAACUUAAGUCGUCGUUCCUGUUAUCUGCAAACAUUUCCUCAAAGUCGUCAUUUUUUCCUACCAAAAGUUCCUCCCAGGACUCAACAUCAAUAUAAUUAUUUUCCGCAGUCAUUCCAAUUAUCGGGGGGAGGACCGAUAUUUCCACUUUACCAUCAGAAACAUAAUUUCCACACGGGCGAGUUGCUGAAUUUCGCAGCGAUGCCUCCAAUCAGCCAAAACCUUGCGGUUGAGAAGAUGGAGGAGUUCAUCAAGGCGAACGAGGUCAUGGUCUUUAGCAAAAGUUAUUGCCCAUUCUGCAAAAAGGUGAAAGCUCUAUUUACCGAUCUGGGUAUUAACUACCAUGCUUACGAGUUGGACUUAAUUGAUCCAGAUGAAGCUGCACUGCUGCAAGCAGCUCUAAAGGAAAAGUCUGGCAUGUCCACGGUUCCGAAUGUAUUCAUAAAAGGAAAUCACAUUGGGGGCUGCGACGAUACGUUCAAGAAACACCAGCAAGUCGGCUUACUGAACGUGCUCAAGGGAUCGAAUGAUAUGGAUUCCACUGCUGGGGAAAGUUCAAGCUAUGAUUAUGAUUUAAUUGUCAUUGGAGGUGGUUCUGGAGGUCUUGCUGCAUCGAAGGAAGCAGCAAAGCUCGGAAAGAAAGUAGCAGUUUGUGAUUUUGUGAAACCAACCCCCGUCGGAACAACUUGGGGUCUUGGGGGUACUUGUGUCAAUGUUGGAUGUAUUCCAAAAAAAUUGAUGCAUCAAUCUGCUCUUCUUGGGACUGCUUUGGACGAUUCUCGUGCUUUUGGCUGGAAUAUUCCCGAGGAUGGGAAAGCUCAUGAUUGGCCAGCUAUGGUUGAAGCCAUUCAGAAUUACAUCGCUUCACUUAACUGGGGAUACCGAGUUGCCUUAAAGGAUGCGAAAGUGACUUAUCUCAACGAAUUUGCCGAAUUCGUCAACGACCGUACCAUAAAUACGACCAAUAAGAAAGGAAAGACUCAACAAGUCACGGCACAGAAUUUUAUAGUCGCUGUCGGUGGGCGGCCCCGCUAUCCUGAUAUCCCCGGUGCUUUGGAAUUUGGAAUUACGUCAGAUGAUUUGUUCUCUCUUCCACAUAACCCAGGAAAAACUUUGUGCAUUGGAGCAUCUUAUAUUGCUUUGGAGUGUGCUGGGUUCUUAGCCGGUGUUGGCAUUGAAUCAACCGUUAUGGUACGCUCAAUUUUACUGAGAGGAUUUGAUCAACAAAUUUCUGGGAUGAUUGGAGAGCACAUGUCAGAGCACGGUGUUAAGUUUUUGAAUGGAUGGGUGCCAACUUCCAUUGUGAAAUUAGAAGAAGGGACCCCUCCGCGUCUCUUGGUUACAGCAAAAGAAAGUGAUGGACAAGGCACGAUGGAACUAGAAGUAAACACUGUCGUCUUUGCAAUUGGCCGUGACCCUUGCACCAAAGAUUUGCAUCUUGACGCAGCAGGAGUGAAGCUCAGUUCCAAAAGUGGAAAAAUUUACACAAAUGAUAGCGAUCAGAGUAAUGUCAACCAUAUUUACGCAAUUGGUGAUGUUGCCGAGAGCCGGCCGGAACUUACCCCUGUAGCGAUUCAAUCUGGUGUCCUAUUAGCCAGACGUCUUUUUGGGGGAUCUCAAGUUCUCACUGACUACAUCAACGUUCCAACCACUGUAUUUACCCCCUUGGAGUAUGGCUGUAUCGGCAUUUCUGAAGAGGACGCCAUUAACAAAUAUGGAGGCGAUGACAUUGAAGUGUACCACACAAACUUUCAACCUCUGGAAUGCACUUUGCCCAAACGAGAUGAAAACAAGUGCUAUACGAAGCUUGUUUGUGUUAAGUCUGAAAACGAACGCGUAGUUGGCUUUCAUUAUUUGGGACCCCACGCUGGAGAAGUCACUCAAGGAUUUGGACUAGGAAUUAAGCUCGGUGCUACGAAAAAUGAUUUUGAUUCUUUGAUUGGAAUCCAUCCCACGACAGCCGAGACCUUCACUACGAUGGGAAUCACGAAAUCGUCCGGCUUGAACGCUCAAAAGACGGGUUGUUGAGGAUAAUUUAUGUGCUAAAAGUUGUUAAAACUUUAAGCGCCAAUUUACCAACAAACUUAAUUAAGAUGUCUUGAAGAUGGAGUCAUUAAUUACGAUGAUAAACCAUUUAUGAAAAUUUAUUUCUAAACCUGAAACCUCAGGGGAACUGGAUUGGAUUGCUUCAUUUCAUCUUAAUCUCUUCAACACGUCCUUCGAGACCUGAAUAAUAAUCCAUCAUCAUCUCAAAAUUUAAUUUCUUCGUGAUACCACGUACAUGAUAAUAAAAUUGGAAUAAGAGGAAAUGUAGUAUAUCUUGCUGUAUGGGACACACAAGUAUAAUUACUAAUUACAUGUAUAUAAUCAAUAAUAAAUUCCCUGUAUCUGAAUGACUGCUAAAUA